AUGGAAGUUGACUUAGUUAACAGUUAUCCCAAAGAAAUUCUUAAAAAUUCCCUAGAAAAUUCCCCAAUAAAAUCAGAAACCACCAAAAUUCCUGCCCAUUGAAUUAAUAAACGAGAAAUCCAGACACGUACCCAACUUCUUCAAGCCCGAAAACAAGAAUUUAUCCCUGAUAUUUCUUUUGAUCUUGACGGUGAUGGGGUAGUUGGGCCUCAAGACUACUAUAUUUCCAAACAAUUUUGUAAAACAAAUUCCAAUAAAUUAUCAUCAGAAGAAAAAAGCCAAGCAAUUUCCGCUAUGCAGUCUGGAUGGACCAAUAAUAUGUUAUGAGGGUUAGAUGGAUCUGGCCCUACCAAGCCUUAUCGUGUUAUCCAAAUGCGAGGAAAAAUCGUCUUAAAUGAAGAUUUCGGGAAAGUCCACCAAACUUACCCAAAAAACAUGUCCCCAACACCUAUUGUAGCUUCUAAAUCCCAGCUAAACGAAGCUCGAAAACAAGAACGCCAAGAAUUAGGUAGAGAAUACGAGUCCAAAAGAGAAAAAAAAUUCCGGUAUAAUUUGCCUAUAAAUGAAAUUAUAAGCACAGAUUGGUUCGAUAAUAAUCCUCAAUUCAAAACUUUUAAUGAGAAAAAAGAAUUUGAAAGAAGCCUAGCUAGAAGUUAUGUAGGGCUAUAUAAAGAAAAAGACACCCCAAGGGUGGAAUUUGGCUAUCAAAAUGACCCGAAAUAUAGGACUUGUAGCCAGAUGAAGGAGAGGAGAAAAGAAGAAAUGGUAAAAAUCAUUUAGGUCGACGUUUUAAAUAAAACUGCUAAUUAUGGAUAUGUCGGGGAAAAUGAAAGAUUGAGGAUGAGGGAGCAGGAAUUUUUAGGCGGGCUUUUGGAUGGAGAAGACCCAAAAUUAAAGUUUUUAAUCCCCCCUCUGUGAGCAGCAAAACUGUUUUUAAUAUAAAAUUUUUUUUACCAAAAAAAUAUUCUAUAUAUAAAUGAUAAUUAUUAUAAUGAAAUCUCUAGCUAAUUCUAUUUAAUUUUGAAACAUAAAUUUGAGAUUAAAAUUAAUUUUUAUUUCUCAAUUUUUAAAAAAUUUUGAAGAAAAAAUUUUCUGUAUAAAUUUUUAAAAAAAGAACUUUGCUCAAUAAUGCAUAGGGGAGUUAGAAAAAAAGAAAAAUGAUACAGCUGAGCUUGGGAAUAAAUUUUCAAAAACUGUUUUUGGGGUUCAUGGGUGUGAGCUGCCUAAGUAUGCAGAAAAUUCCAGAGAGUAUUGGAAAAUUGGGAAAGAUUUUUCAGAUGCAAAUUCUGAGCUAGAAAAAACAAUUCAAAGCUUUCGGGAAAAUUAUAAAAAAAUCGAAAAAUCACAAGAAAUAGCGGUGGAUCCUCACAGAAUGGUCCCUAAUAUUCAGAUGACCCAGAACCCUAAUGCAAGAAAUUCUAGGUGGACAACAUAUCACAAUAAUUUUUAUCAAAGAAAAAUUGCUGAUACUAAGGAUUCUCCAGACUUUAAAGAAGAAAUCAGGCAUAAAACAGCCAGAGUUACAGUCACCCAAUUUAGAGGGACUCAUACCUCCAUAGCACAGAGAUGGGAAAAUAAAGGAUCUUUAAGCCCUGGCAGACAGACUUUAAGAUCUGCUGCGUUUACUCACUCCCCCUCCGUGAGCGAAGAAAAAAAAUUUUAAAAAUCCAAAAAGCCCACCAUUCGUGAACGAACAAAAAUUUUUUUCGAAAAAUUAUUUUUGAUAUAUAAGUGAUAAUUAUUAUAAAGAAAUCUCUAGCUAAUUCUGUUAAUUUUAAAUUCUUGCAUUUUACAACACAAAUUUUACAAACUAAAUUAGUAUUUGCUUUAAAAAUUAUUUCAAAUAUGGAUGUUUAAAUUUUUGAAAAAAAAUUAACCUUUAGUUAACGAGCAGCAUUUUUUUGUUUGGUCAGGAAUUCAGUAA
This is a messenger RNA of Blepharisma stoltei, 1924 nucleotides long. NCBI's taxonomy places the organism in Eukaryota, Ciliophora, Heterotrichea, Heterotrichida, Blepharismidae. The record is from the annotation of a GenBank genome assembly.